Molecule: messenger RNA, 837 nt
Organism: Knipowitschia caucasica
Lineage: Eukaryota; Metazoa; Chordata; Actinopteri; Gobiiformes; Gobiidae
Source: the annotation of a GenBank genome assembly
AUGGUCCAGGCCUUGAACCACCAGAGACUGUGUGACCGAGCAGACACUGUGUGGAGGUCACACCUGGGCCCCGCCUUCAGCCCGGCCUGGGGGGCCCUGUACAAGCCCCCUCUGACCAAGAUACAGGGGGAACUGCAGUGGAGGCUGCUGCAUGGGGCAGUGGCAGUCAAUGCCUUUGUGUGUAGGGUGAACAGGGCUGUGGGGGAGGGCUGUCCCUUCUGUGGGGAGAGGGAGACAGUGUUCCACUGCUUCUGGGAGUGUGGGAGGCUCAGGCACAUGCUGGAGCUGCUGAGGGGCCUCUUCACUUCACUGGGGGCAGAGUUUAGUGCUCAGGUGUUUGUGGGGGGGGGGGGUCAGGAGGAGGGGGCGGCUGCUCAGUUUCCUGGUCGGUCAGGCCAAGAUGGCCGUCUAUGUGAGCAGGAGGAGGAUGGUCCAGGACCAGGGCGAGAUCAGUCCCAGGGCUCUGCUGGUCCGGAUGGUCCAGGCCAGACUCAGGCUGGAGUUCGGUCUCUACAGGAUAAAUGGGAUCAGGAGGGGUUUGAGGAGCGCUGGGGGUUCAGGGAGGUGCUCUGUGAGGGAGGUGUGCUCUGUGAGGGAGGUGUGCUCUGUGAGGGAGGUGUGCUCUGUGAGGGAGGUGUGCUCUGUGAGGGAGGUGUGCUCUGUGAGGGAGGUGUGCUCUGUGAGGGAGGUGUGCUCUGUGAGGGAGCUCUGUGCUCCGAGGAGUGUGUCCACGGCCGCUGCGUCUCUCCGGACACGUGUCAGUGUGAGCCGGGCUGGGGAGGCCUGGACUGCUCCAGUGGUUGCCAGUACGACUCCACCUCAACAGAAGCCUCUUGA